Molecule: messenger RNA, 3080 nt
Organism: Scleropages formosus (Asian bonytongue)
Lineage: Eukaryota; Metazoa; Chordata; Actinopteri; Osteoglossiformes; Osteoglossidae
Gene: cusr
Product: Copper-only SOD repeat protein
Exons: 9
Coding region: 32-2896 (954 amino acids)
Biological process (GO): superoxide metabolic process
Molecular function (GO): metal ion binding
Source: RefSeq, a predicted model, not a curated record
UGACUGCGUGGUCUUUCAAGCAAGCGUGAACAUGGCUGGGCUGAGCGGGCUGGUGACCUUUGACUCCAGGCUGCAGACUGCCACGGUAAACGUCACGGGGUCUUGCGGCUCUAUGACCCUCUCGCUGAUGGAGUUUCCCGUCAUGUACGGCCACUUCUCAGAGCCGUGCCGCACGGUCAAUACCGGCGCCAAGGUCUUUGCCUUCAAUAUCAGUGAGCCUGGGGCUACCGCCAACGUGUCGGCCUUGUUCAAGGAGCGGCUGAGUCUGGACGAUCUGUCCGUGGUGUUGGAAACGUGCAAUGCCACCGUGGCCUGCGCCACCAUUCGGCACGCGGGGAAGACGAGGACGCGGCAAGUCAGAUUCUUCGAGCCCGUGGCCGGAGACAUGUACGUCCGUCAAAACGAAGGCGAGAGAGUCUCAAGGGUGCUGUCCAGCCUUGUUUCCCUGCAGGGCAGAUCUAAUGCAGGCACCGUUGAAGUGUAUGUGUCUCAAAGCUUGGCCGCCAGCUGCAAGGUGCUCCUCGACACCGUGAGGCCGUCCACUUUCGCACUGCUUGGAGAAGUGGCAGUUGGGUCCCCGGUACAACCUCUGAAAUCACGUCUGGACGUUCCCAGUUUCAGUGAGAAUGAACGCUUUGUCCUUCUCAAAGUUAGGGAGAAGUACACGUGCGCCGAGGUGAGGGAAAUGGAGAAGAAAGUCGUCAGUGCCUUGAUUGACAUGAAAGGAGCAAAGGGUUUCUUUGCUUUCAGUCAGUUUUCCCCCUUCGAUGCCACAGAGAUAAGGGUGAAUCUCACUAACCUGAGACACAUGGUGGGACCUUAUCACGUGCAUCUCUUUCCACUCCCUCAGAGAAGGACUCCGCAAGAAGACAUCUGCAGCAAUGACAAUGUGGGCGGUCACUGGAAUCCAUUCAAUAUUGAUGUUAAAGACCCUUCCUACCCCAAAGCACCAGGGGCAACUCAUGACAAGUAUGAGGUUGGAGACCUCAGUGGACGACAUGGAUCUUUGGUAGACACCAACAACUUUGAGGCUACCUUCAUUGACUGGAACCUGCCGCUCUUUGGGAAGAACAGCAUCGUUGGUCGGUCUGUCGUGAUCCACAUGCCCAAUGGUACAAGGCAACUUUGUGGUAGCAUUGGUUACCCAGGUGAUGUGGUGGUGGCAAAAGCCACCUUCAAAAGCCCUGUGGUUGGAACCAUCCUUUUCACUCAGCUGAAGAGCAACUCUUACUCUGAUGUUUCCAUUUUUGUGAAUCUAGCUUAUGGGAAGUCAUCCACCACAGCCACUCACGGUCAUAACUGGCACAUCCAUGCAUACCCCAUCAGGACGGAGACUGAUGAUGAUGCUAAUCGCUGUUGGAGCACAGGGGCCCACUGGAAUCCUUUCAACAUCAACAUCAGUGACAGCAGCUACACUCGCAACUGCAGGCCUGACAAUCCCUUUGCCUGUGAAAUCGGAGACCUGACCGGCAAACAAACAACCCUUAGUGUUGUACCUGAUGUGGGAAAAAUCCAGGCAAAGUAUUUCUUCACUGACUUAACAUCCUGGGUGAACGGGACAGAGUCCAUGAUUGGAAGGUCGGUGGUGAUUCAUGGUGCAGGUGGCGCCCCCAGCAGGAUGGCCUGCGCGAAUGUCACCGAUGCGCACUUGGUGCUGGCUCAGACGACCGGCUGGUUUGGGGCAGGGAAGUCUCGAGGCCAAAUCCAGUUCUUGCAGGGACCCGUGGGACAGACAUCCAUUAAUGUAUCUCUGUCGAACCUGGAUUCCAAGGCCAGCAGCUUCCAUGUGCACAUCCUGCCCAUCAAGGCCAGCGGUGACCCGUGUUCAGAUGAGAACAUAAUGGGCCACUUCAACCCACUGGCUGUAAGCCAGUCCACUUCACCAGCUCCUGGCACUGGCACUGUGGACCAGUAUGAAAUUGGUGACAUCACUGGGAAAUUUGGACUUCUGACCAACCUGACCCAAGUUCAGAAACAGUACAUAGACAACAACAUGCCUCUUUCAGGGCCGAACAGCAUAGUUGGACGAUCGCUGGUCAUUCACUACCUCAACGAGUCAAGAAUGCAAUGUGCCAACAUCGUUGCAGACAACAAUUCAGAUGGACACUGGAUCCAAGCCAAGGCUGUCUUCAGUGGCGCCGUCACGGGAACUGUAACGCUGUCUCAGCAGACCUUUCGAGAUGGCAGUUACAGUGACAGCAUUCUAGAAGUGGAUGUACGCAUUUCACAGGACCUUGAUGUCAAAGAGGCCUUCUGGUACAUUCACGAGGGCCCCACGGAUGAGAGAGAUGUUCAGUGUGCUGCAGUGGGCGGGCGCUUUAACCCUUUUAACAUGAGUGCAGAGAACACCAGCUGCUCAGCAGACCACCCUCUGAACUGUGAGGCUGGAGAUCUGACCGCAAAGCACGGCGCUGUGAAAUUGACCGCGAGGCAGCUUUUCACAGAGACGAACCUUCAGCUUGCUGGGGAUUUUACGGUUGUAUACAGGUCCAUUGUCCUCCAGACCAGUAAGGGAAUCCUGGCUUGUGCCAACAUCCUGCCAGCGUCUCCGUCGGCAAAGCUCAUUUUUCCCAAAGUGGCCUCAUUCAGCAGGUUCGACUUCCGCAGCAGGGUGGCCGGUGCCCUGGCAGUGGACCUCUGGAGGGUCACCAUCUUGCCCGGGGCACUUUCAUAUGAGGCUGAAGGGAGGUGCCAGCAAGUCAGCUUCCUGGUUUCAGGGGACGUGAGCAAAGAAGCACUGAAUUCGGUUCAAGAUAGUGACAGAAUGGGACAGUUCACACACUCGCCAACGUGCCGCCAGAGUGACAGUUCUGGACAGCACAGGGUCUCUGGAAAAUUGCUCCUGGUUCUGAUGAUGCUCGUGUCCCAGCUUCCUCUGUGUGCCCUUCUGCAGUAAUUCUCAUCAUCACCUCUGCCAUCCUCCUAUAACUGUAAUCACCAAUUAAGCGGUGGUAAAAUAAAACAUUAAUGUGUUGGACUGUACCUUUGAAUAUAUGCUCACAUUUUCAUCAUUUUUUGUACCUCAAUACUUAGCAGUUUUUUAUCUGGCAGUCGAAAAGAUGUAAAUAUUUCUGAGAUAA